Messenger RNA from Petromyzon marinus (sea lamprey), 4842 nucleotides. RefSeq names its product receptor tyrosine-protein kinase erbB-4-like. Gene Ontology annotation, cellular component: basal plasma membrane; signaling receptor complex; plasma membrane. Gene Ontology annotation, biological process: protein phosphorylation; negative regulation of apoptotic process; multicellular organism development. Gene Ontology annotation, molecular function: transmembrane receptor protein tyrosine kinase activity; ATP binding. The record is from RefSeq and is a predicted model, not a curated record. NCBI's taxonomy places the organism in Eukaryota, Metazoa, Chordata, Hyperoartia, Petromyzontiformes, Petromyzontidae.
GAAGAGGACGUCUGUGCGUGUCUGUGGGUCUAUAUAAAGCUGCUGCAAGAGGGUAUUUCGCCUACUCUUCCACGUUGGCCAGACAUUUUGGAAGAGGUGGGUAUUCUCGUACCCAAACUUUACCCCACUCCACGGGACCUGCCGAGUGCCGGAUCGACUGUGGCGCAUAAAUGUUGUUAAUGAUGGGUGGACAGAGGCGAGAUUGGACGUCAUAAAUGUGUCAAGUGUUUCGGUUGCCGCGCCGGAGGAUCGAAACGGCGAAUGUCUGGAUUGCAAGAUGAGUGUUCCUUCCCAUCACGCCACGGGAAGUCGUCGAUUUAAAUCGCGCACACGCGCACACGUGCAUAUGCAGUACACAUAUCCAGCGCGGUUUAAAUGUUGCAAUUAACUUUGAGGCCACUGCUUUGGGGAGGGAGAGCGAAGCUCCCAAGAGGGGGGGCAACCCAGCACGUGGGCGUUCCUCUCCUCCUCCUCCUCCGCUCGCUCUCUCUGGCGUUGGUGUUUGCCAAAGAGCGCCUUCACCACAGUUUUAACACUGACGUGCCGAGCUGGUGGUGGUGGGGGGGGGUUGUUACGAACUUCGCAGCCUAUUGGCCACGGCGCCUGGGAGCGUCCGAACGUAGCUUUUCUCCACGCUACGCUACAGCCUCCGAAACACAACGCCUCUCCCCCUCUGCGUGUCUCGGCGGGGACCCUCUCUAACUUUCCUUUUACGCCCCCUUCAUUUCGGAGUUGCUGUUGCUCGUGUUGCCAUCCGGUGGUUUUGUUGCUUAACCUCAACCCCUGCGUUAACCCGUCGGAUAAGUUUAAACCCAUCUUAAACUGGUGUGGGGUUGGCGAUUUAUGCUGGUGUGCAACCAUCGACGAAAUGCAGCCGAUCCUCUGGAGAAUGGGACUGCUGCACCUGGUGUGUGCAUUGGCGUCUGUCGGAAAGGUGCACUCGCAGAUAGACUGUGCUGGAACAACGAACAAGUUAAAUCUGCUGAGUAACAAAGAGAAGCAGUACGAGAUCCUGCGCGAAAUGUACACCAACUGUGAGAUCGUCAUGGGGAACCUGGAGAUCACCAACAUCCUCAAUGGGAGCGACCUCUCUUUCCUGCGGUCGAUCCGGGAGGUGUCUGGGUACGUGCUGAUCGCCCUCAACGAGGUGGACUACGUGCCCCUGGAGAACCUGCGUCUCAUCCGCGGCAACACGCUCUACGACAAUAAGUACGCGCUCAGCGUGCUGCUCAACUACAACAAGGAGCAGCCUGAGUCGCAGCAGGGUAUCCGACGGCUCCACCUGAUGGGCCUCUUGGAAAUCAUUAAAGGAGCUGUCUACUUCGAUUCCAAUGAGUACCUCUGCUUCGCUGAUACCAUAAACUGGGCUGACCUCGAGAACAAGCAGUCCCCUCAAAAUGUGACCAACAAGCUGGACUUCUUCAAAUCAACAUGCAAGCCCUGCCAUCCGUCCUGCAAUGGCCACUGCUGGGAUGAAGGUGCAAAUUACUGCCAGAAGUUCACGAGUCUGCAUUGCGCCAAGCAGUGCGACUCACGCUGCAACGGUCCCGACUCCAACAACUGUUGCCACCGGUACUGCGCCAGUGGCUGUACCGGCCCCUUGGAUACCGACUGCUUCGCGUGCAGGAACGUCAACGACAGCGGGGCAUGCAUAGAGCGCUGCCCCCCGCCUGAGGUCUACAACCAAAUCUCAUUAAAGCAGGAGCCUAACCCACACGGCAAGUACAGCUACGGGGCCACCUGCCUGGAGAAGUGCCCAAGUCAUUUUGUGGUGGACUCCAACUCAUGUGUUCGCUCGUGCUCCGCAAAUAAAAUGGAAGUAGAAAACAGCAGUGGGGUUAAGCACUGCACCGCCUGCGGUGACACCUGUCCCACAGUGUGUGACGGAAUAGGGUCCGGGAGCCUGAAGGAAAGUCAGACGAUCAACUCUGCCAAUAUCCACCUCUUUCAAAACUGCACAAAAAUUAGAGGAAACCUAGUCAUUCAGAAGCCGGGCAUCAACGGGGAUCCUUAUUUACGAAUAGAACGCAUGAAUCCAGAGCAUCUGAACUAUUUCAGAACCGUGCAGGAAAUAACAGGAUACUUCAACAUCGAGGGAUGGCCCGAAGAGUUACCGGAUCUUGGGGUCUUCGAAAACCUCAGGGUCGUGCAAGGCAGAGAAUUGAGAAGCUCUAAAGAGUAUUCUUUCUUAAUUUCUAACCUGAACAAUAUCACAUCUCUGAAUCUGAAAUCUCUGCAAGAGAUCAGCAAAGGCAACAUCUUAAUUCAGCAGAACAAAAAGCUGUGCUUCUACAACUCUGUGAAUUGGACCCGUCUGACUGGGUCAACAUCUACCCUGAUUAAAAUUGUGGACAACAACAAAAACUGUGACAAGCAGUGCGAUGUACUGUGCUCUACCGAUGGCUGCUGGGGCCCCGGGCCUUCGCAGUGCCUCGCCUGUAAGCACUUCCAGAGAAACCGCACGUGCGUGGAAGCCUGCAACCUCAUGCACGGGGAGGUGCGGGAGUUCACCGAUGGGAACAUGUGCAAGGCGUGCAAUCCGGAGUGCCUUCCUGUGAACAACAAUCUCACCUGCAACGGCCCGGGAUCAGAAAAUUGCUCCGCUUGUCGUAACUUCAAGGAGGGACCACUUUGCGUCUCGAAAUGCCCCAGCGGCAUCCAGGGAGAGAACAACACGGUCAUUUACAAGUACCCAAACGCGUUCAACAUCUGCAUGCCUUGCCACACCAGCUGCAUCCACAGCUGCACAGGACCAAACGCAGAAGACUGCAGUGGAAUGGCCAAACAUAGCAUGAAGCUUGUGGUGAUAUUAUCGGUCCUGAGCAUCAUGUUUGUCAUCGUCGUACUUGUACUGGGCAUCUUCAUCUUCAAGAGGCAGCAGACAAAACGCCGCAAGAAAACCCUCCGAAAGUACAUCGAAAACGAGCUGGUGCAGCCUUUAACUCCAAGCGGUGCCGUUCCGAACCAAUCAAAGCUACGGAUUAUCAAGGAGACACACCUGAAAAAGGGAAAAGUCUUGGGCUCAGGGGCCUUUGGAACAGUGUACAAGGGGGUAUGGAUACCCGAGGGAGAAUCGGUCAAGAUCUCCGUUGCCAUCAAAGUUUUGAGAGAAGCCACAUCUCCAAAGGCCAACAAGGAGAUUCUGGACGAGGCGUACCUGAUGGCGCGCGUGGAGCACCCAUACCUGGUGCAGCUGCUGGGCAUCUGCCUGACCUCCACGACGCAGCUCGUGACGCAGCUCAUGCCGCACGGCUGCCUCCUCGACUACGUGCGCGAGCACGUACACAAGCUCAACUCGCAGAUCCUGCUCAACUGGUGUGUCCAGAUCGCCAAGGGCAUGCUCUACCUGGAAGACCAGCGGCUGGUGCACCGCGACCUCGCUGCACGCAACAUCCUCGUCAAGGCCGUCAACCACGUCAAGAUCACCGACUUUGGGCUGGCGCGGCUGCUCGACGGUGACGAGCAGGAGUACCACGCCGAGGGGGGCAAGAUGCCCAUUAAGUGGAUGGCACUGGAAUCCAUACAGUACAGGAAAUUCACUCACCAGAGUGACGUGUGGAGUUUUGGAGUUACCGUAUGGGAGCUGAUGAUGUUUGGAGGAAAACCGUACGAUGGAAUUCCAGCCCGAGAAAUCCCAGAUCUUCUGGAGAAGGGGGAGAGGCUGCCUCAGCCUCCCAUCUGCACCAUUGAUGUGUACAUGGUCAUGGUCAAAUGUUGGAUGAUCGAUGCCGAGGCACGCCCAAGGUUCAGUGAGCUUAUUUCAGACUUCUCUAAGAUGGCCCGUGAUCCAAAGAGGUUCUUGGUCAUCCAGGGAGAUGGAGUGCAUGACCUGCCCAGCCCCUUUGUCAGCAAGUUCUACAAGGCCCUGCUGGAGGAGGAUGACUUCAAGGACCUUGUGGAUGGAGAAGAGUACCUCAAUACUAAGCCCUUUACACUGCAGCCUCCUCCUACAGGCCGGAGAAGGGGGGCAUCUGCAGUGACCAACGGAGACAGUUCGGCUGCUCCAACGUCACCAACAAACAGUCAAGUGCCCCUGCUCGCGGACAGACGCUCGUCGUCACGUGGCACCUCCGGCCGGGCUCACGGGCGGGCCGCCUCCUUCGAGGGCCCCGUGCGGGAUGGGGGCCACGGAGCCCGUGUCCCCGUGACCCCGCACCCCCGGCUCGGCCGCAGCGUGCGCCACGACGGGGUCGAGCAGGGGGCCAAGGGCAUGGACGGUGCCGCCGCCGCCGCGGCCGCCGCCGCCGCCACCGCCACCACCACCACCAAGUGCGGAAUUGUCCCCAGGGUUAACAGCCUGCGCUACCUAAAGUCGCCCGGCGCACAGCCCUCGACGGAAGAAGAGUCGGAUGUCCCGCCGGACCCCGUUUGGCUCCAAUCCGGUGACCCCUCAUUGAUGCUGGAGAACCCGGAAUACCUGGUCAGCCCGUCGGCCGUCGCGCACGGCCCCCGAGGCGAUCAGCAGAUCUACGUCAACGACUUUCCCAGCCCAAUGGAAAACCCAGAAUACAUGGAGCAGGACAAGACAUCGUCGGCAGGAGAACCCGACUGCCCGUUGAUAUGUGACGAGCGGCCAGCGCCCGGCUCCGGAGCGACGAGUGAGAGCAACCUGGAGUACUUGAACAUGCAGCCGGCCAAAAGCAGGCCCAGGCAGAAUGGCGGCGUGAUGCUCAGCACCGCAGAAAACGUGGAAUACUUGGGGGACUUUGCCGAGAGGCCUGCAGCGGUUACACUGCACAACUCUCUAUCAACUCACACCACUGUUUGACACUCAGGGACACUUGUGUGUGCAUCCGCAGUAGUAUCAAACUAUCAACAGCGGCACCAGUAUCAUUAGUAGUA